CAGAUACCGCCUUUUAGUACUUAAGUACAGUAGUGAAGUAGUUCUACUUCGUUACUAUACAUCUCUGCAUUUCAUCAAUCACCCACUCAUUAAACCACACAGCCCCACCCACAUCAUCAACCACCCACUCAAUAAACCACGUAUCUCCAUCCAAUUCAUUCACCACCCACUCAUUAAAACACGUAUCUCCACCCACUUCGUCCACCACCCACUCAUUAAACCACGUAUCUCCGCCAACUUCGUCCACCACCCACUCAUUAAACCACACAGCCAUGCCCACUUCAUCCAACACCCACUCAUUAAACCUCUCAUCUCCGCCCACUUCAUCCACCACCCACUCAUUAAACCACGCAUCUCCGCCCACUUCAUCCACCACCCACUCAUUAAACCACGCAGCCCCGCCCACUUCAUCCAACACCCACUCAUUAAACCACGUAUCUCCGCCAACUUCGUCCACCACCCACUCAUUAAACCACACAGCCAUGCCCACUUCAUCCACCACCCACUCAUUAAACCUCUCAUCUCCGCCCACUUCAUCCACCACCCACUCAUUAAACCACACAUCUCCGCCCACUUCAUCCACCACCCACCCAUUAAACCACACAGCCCCGCCCACUUCAUCCACCACCCACCCAUUAAACCACACAGCCAUGCCCACUUCAUCCACCACCCACUCAUUAAACCUCUCAUCUCCGCCCACUUCAUCCACCACCCACUCAUUAAACCUCUCAUCUCCGCCCACUUCAUCCACCACCCACUCAUUAAACCACACAUCUCCGCCCACUUCAUCCACCACCCACUCAUUAAACCACGAAUCUCUGCCCACUUCAUCCACCACCCACUCAUUAAAACACGUAUCUCCACCCACUUCGUCCACCACCCACUCAUUAAACCACGUAUCUCCGCCAACUUCGUCCACCACCCACUCAUUAAACCACACAGCCAUGCCCACUUCAUCCAACACCCACUCAUUAAACCUCUCAUCUCCGCCCACUUCAUCCACCACCCACUCAUUAAACCACGCAUCUCCGCCCACUUCAUCCACCACCCACUCAUUAAACCACGCAGCCCCGCCCACUUCAUCCAACACCCACUCAUUAAACCACGUAUCUCCGCCAACUUCGUCCACCACCCACUCAUUAAACCACACAGCCAUGCCCACUUCAUCCAACACCCACUCAUUAAACCUAUCUCCGCCCACUUCAUCCACCACCCACUCAUUAAACCACACAUCUCCGCCCACUUCAUCCAACACUCACUCAUUAAACCACGUAUCUCCGCCAACUUCGUCCACCACCCACUCAUUAAACCACACAGCCAUGCCCACUUCAUCCACCACCCACUCAUUAAACCUCUCAUCUCCGCCCACUUCAUCCACCACCCACUCAUUAAACCACACAUCUCCGCCCACUUCAUCCACCACCCACUCAUUAAACCACACAGCCCCGCCCACUUCAUCCACCACCCACUCAUUAAACCAUGUAUCUCUGCCCACUUCGUCCACCACCCACUCAUUAAACCACACAGCCAUGCCCACUUCAUCCAACACCCACUCAUUAAACCUCUCAUCUCCGCCCACUUCAUCCAGCACCCACUCAUUAAACCACGCAUCUCUGCCCACUUCAUCCACCACCCACUAAUUAAACAACACAGCUCUGCCCACUUUUUCUUCAACUCCACCAAUUUUCCCAGUCAACGAUCGUAAGUGUUUCGAGUUAUUCAAACCUUUUCACUUCCAAUAAUGGCCACAAAUCUGUGUUUUUAGAAUGAUAAAAGCUUUUUUAGUGUAGCCUAGUGUUGCAUUGGGUCACGUUUAUCAUAUAACACGGAUAAAAGCAUAUAUACUCUCAGUUUAUUAGCAUUUCAAUAGUAUAUGAUUAUGAUGAACGUUAUUCUUGAAAAGAUGGCACUUUAUUAAGCAGUAUAUAAAAAGUGUUUCUGUUGCUCAUGAAAAUGUUUCUGAAACGUAUGUGUAUUUGACAAAUAUUGCAUUUUAUUCACAUCUGUGAUAAAGUAUGCAGACACCGCAUGAGUGUCACUAACAGAAGCAGCUUUAAGUCAAAAGCACCUGUAUUCAUCCACUCAUUCAUCCACACAGCCUCAAACAUUAUUUUAACUACACUGCUUUGCCUUCUUUUCCAUCAACUCCACCCACUUAUUUUCACACACUUACUCAACCACACUUCUCCACCCACUUUUUUUGGACUCCACUCACCCAUUUACACCUAUGUAAUCACAUAGCUCCUCCCACUCAUAAAACAUAUUGCUCCACCCAAUUAUAUUUGUCUCCACCAACUCCCUCAUCCACUGUCCUUUUCACUUACUCAACCACAGAGCUCCACCCAAGCAUUAAAGCACACUGCUACCACUUUUCCACCUACUUUUCCAUUGACUCCACCCAUUAACUUAUCCACUCAGUCAUUUUCACCUACCUACUCAAUCAUACAACUCCACCCAUUAAAUUCUGUUAAAUAUUGUCUAUUUAAUCUUCACCCUGGUUCGCUCUGUUUGUGUCGCUGCUAAAGCGUCCGUGUGUUCAGAGUGACAGAAGUGUAAUUUCAUUAUACAGAGCAGCACAAUGUUUGUUUGUGUGCUUUUUAAAAUUCAUUACAGGCUAAUCAGUCUCUGUAAGCUGUGAAGCGAGUGUGUCUUUGUGCACCUGUCUGAGUGUGUGAGCGCGUCCUCGUUUCUCAUUAAGAUCGACGCUUCCUCACCACACGAGAAAUUACUGUGUCUGAUCAGUAAGAAACAAACUCUUAAUGACCGACUCGUUCUCAUUUACACAGCAGAUUAUGCUAAUACAAUCAUAAUUCACCCUCUCAGGAGCGACUAAAUAACCUGUUCAAAACGCUCUUAUUAAAUCACUGCAGACGCUCGCGAUUCUUUCCUGUCAUCGCAGGAAUCUGUGACGCUGAGCUCUUGCCUUAAAUGCUCUUUCAAUUACAGCUAGGCUUCUCCUGCUAUCACGGCUCUCUGGUUGCAGCCGUUCUGAUUAUUUAUUAUGGAAAAUGACCCUACACAUUUAUAAUGCAGAGAACGUCAAGCUUUUGUUUCUGUGCACAUUUAUGUGCUCGUUUGACACAAAUGUUUUCUAAUUAGCACUUCCUGCUGCAGCGAGAGGAGCUGAACCACGAUGCAAAUUACUGACCCUCUAAUUAAAGGCUGAACCCCCCUAAGGAAAUCAAAACAACUGUAAAUAUUCUAUAUAAAGAAGAUUUUAACUCUUUUUUUUUAACUGCACUGUCACAAACAACACAUCCUUAAUGUAUUCUCAUCUGCUUCUGAACAGAAUUCCCCUUCGAUUGCGGAUGUGAAUAUUGAGUUUUCUGUGAGAAUCAGGGUCUGAUGUAUGAAGGUAAUACAAUAGCAAAACGAGAGCUUGUUGAACUGAAUGUGAAAACUUUUUAUAUGAACAUGGUGAAAAUUAAUACAUUUUAUUGGUCGAUGCCCAACCAGUGAAAAACACCAGCCAUCGUGACUUGCCAAGAAAGAAAUUUGUGUUUUAUGCAUCUGUAUCAGUUAUUUGUAAAACACUGCAAACUAUUUUCACUGAACAUUCCUUAGCUAUUACAGGAUUUUAAGACACUGCAUUCAUUUUGACAUUCAGGUAUUAUCUGGUAGACAAAUAAUUAGAGUUGUUCCGAUUUCGAUACUAGUAUCCGAAAUAUCACCGAUAUUACUGACGGUUCUUCUUCGCUGCUCAGAAUGCAUUUGAAAAACAGGAUGUUGUGCUGUGUUUCCACAAGCAACCCCUGUUUAGAGCAGCGAAGAAGAAAUGAAAACGCCUUAGCAGCACUGAUCUAUAUAUGACUGGAUCGCUCAUUGCAUUCUAAACUGCCAACAGACAGUGAAGCCGCUUCUAUAUUAUAGAUCAGUGGUUAGCAGUAUAUCCGCUUUUUAGCAGUAUUUCAGAUUGGACCAACCAGACAGUAAAACAGCGACUAGGGAUGCCACAAGUACUGGCACUUCACUACAAAGUUGGUGCUGAAAACCCACCCGCUGCAUACUCGGGUGAGC
Molecule: messenger RNA, 4017 nt
Organism: Carassius auratus (goldfish)
Lineage: Eukaryota; Metazoa; Chordata; Actinopteri; Cypriniformes; Cyprinidae
Product: flocculation protein FLO11-like
Exons: 1
Coding region: 273-1640 (455 amino acids)
Source: RefSeq, a predicted model, not a curated record